Messenger RNA from Zingiber officinale, 1932 nucleotides. RefSeq names its product T-complex protein 1 subunit delta-like. Gene Ontology annotation, biological process: protein folding. The coding region runs from base 111 to 1715 and encodes 534 amino acids. Gene Ontology annotation, cellular component: chaperonin-containing T-complex. The transcript has 2 exons. Lineage: Eukaryota; Viridiplantae; Streptophyta; Magnoliopsida; Zingiberales; Zingiberaceae. Gene Ontology annotation, molecular function: ATP-dependent protein folding chaperone; ATP binding; ATP hydrolysis activity. The record is from RefSeq and is a predicted model, not a curated record.
UAUCACUCGUCUUGUCUGCACGAGUUCUUCCUCGAUUCUCGAAAGAUUCUUGUGGGUGUUAGGGUUUCGGUAGAUCUCGCUCCAUUUGCUGUCGCGCCGCUGCUUUCCUCAUGGCAGCCGCCGCCGCCGUCCUUCGGGCUCCCUCGUCGAAGACGGAGAGUUACGUGGACACAAAGCGGCGUGACGAUGUCCGGCAGGCGAACAUCAUUGCCGCCUCCGCCAUCGCCGAUGCCGUGCGAACUAGCCUUGGGCCCAAGGGAAUGGACAAGAUGAUCUCCUCCGCCAACGGCGAGGUUAUCAUCACGAACGACGGCGCCACUAUUCUUAACAAGAUGGAGGUCAUCCAGCCCGCCGCCAAGAUGCUCGUCGAUCUAUCCCGUUCGCAGGACGCCGCUGCCGGCGACGGCACGACGACUGUGGUCGUACUGGCAGGAUCCCUCCUAAAGCGCUCCCUUUCCCUCCUCUCCGCCGGUGUGCACCCUACCGCGGUCUCCGACGCCCUUCACCGCUUGUCCAUCCGCGCCGUAGAAGUCCUCCACAGUAUGGCCAUACCGCUUGAUCUCUCCAAUCGCGAUGCCCUUGUGAAAUCCGCCGCUACCUCCCUCAACAGCAAGGUCGUUAGUCAGUAUUCCUCCCUUCUGGCCCCCUUGGCGGUUGAUGCUGUCCUCUCCGUGGUCGACCCUGCACAACCGGACAUUGUCGAUCUCCGCGAUGUGAAGAUAGUGAAGAAACUCGGGGGCACUGUUGAUGACACGGAGCUAGUCAAAGGUCUCGUCUUUGAUAAGAAGGUCAGCCAUUCGGCUGGCGGCCCAACUCGGGUUGAGAAUGCUAAGAUUGCUGUCGUACAGUUUCAGAUUUCUCCACCAAAGACUGACAUUGAGCAGAGCAUCGUGGUCUCCGACUACACCCAGAUGGACCGGAUCCUACGCGAAGAACGGAAUUAUAUCCUGGGGAUGGUUAAGAAGAUCAAAGCAACAGGAUGUAAUGUGCUUCUUAUCCAAAAAAGCAUUCUGAGAGAUGCUGUGACUGAUCUCUCACUGCACUACCUGGCCAAGGCGAAGAUUCUGGUGGUAAAGGAUGUGGAAAGAGAUGAGAUUGAAUUUAUCACAAAAACUUUGAACUGCCUGCCAAUUGCUAACAUUGAGCACUUCCGAGAAGACAAGCUAGGUUUUGCAAACUGCGUCGAGGAAGUGUCAGUCGGGGAUGGAAAAAUUGUAAAGAUAACAGGAAUCAAAGACAUGGGAAGGACAACAACUGUGCUUGUUCGAGGAUCAAACCAGCUGGUUCUUGAUGAGGCAGAACGCAGUCUCCAUGAUGCCCUUUGUGUUGUCAGAUGCUUGGUAAAUAAGAAAUUUCUGAUUGCUGGUGGGGGUGCGCCUGAAAUUGAAAUGUCCAGGCAGCUUGGAGCCUGGGCAAAAGAGCUCAAAGGUAUGGAAAGUUACAGCAUAAAGGAGUUCGCAGAAGCGCUCGAGGUCAUUCCCUACACAUUGGCCGAAAACGCCGGCCUUAACUCGAUAGCCAUCGUCACGGAGCUCAGGAACCGGCAUGCCCAGGGCGAGAUCAACUCUGGAAUCAAUGUGAGGAAGGGGCAAAUCACAAACAUCCUGGAGGAGAAUGUCGUGCAGCCGUUAUUAGUUAGCACGAGCGCGAUUACACUGGCAGCCGAGUGUGUGAGGAUGAUUUUGAAGAUCGACGACGUUGUCAUUGUGAGGUAAAACUUAGGGAGGAGCAAAGAUGAUUUUGUUGUUGGCAUUUGGAACUAGUACUAGUCUUCUACAUGGUGUUUAAGUUGACUUUUUUAUCUUAUUUUUGUUUCAUUUUAUUUUGAGACUCACGGUUAUUGUCUCAGCAAUUUACUGGUGGCUGUCACUAUGAAAUUGAAAUAUUAUGUUUUUUUUUCUUGCUCUUUCAUUACUACCUUACUUUCAUUAA